CGCCACACAGCUCCCCUUCCCUUUAGUAGCUACGGAAGUGACGUUAACUGCAAGCUCCGCCCACUCCCUAACGUUUUGAGAAGAUGGACGUCAUGCUAUUGAUUAGUCGAGUCUGAUUGUUAGUUUACUGCGCCUGCGCGGGCUCGGCGGUGGAUUUUACGACCUGAGUGAAGGCGGACAAUUACGAAAACGCGAGUGUCUGAGAGACCAGUGGAGCGUCAAAUAAGAUGGCGGCUAACGUCACCACCAACCCUUCACAGCUGCUUCCUCUCGAGCUGGUGGACAAGUGUAUAGGAUCUCGUAUACACAUUGUAAUGAAGAGCGAUAAGGAGAUUGUGGGCACCCUGCUGGGCUUCGAUGACUUUGUCAAUAUGGUACUGGAAGAUGUCACAGAAUUUGAGAUUACACCUGAAGGAAGACGAAUUACAAAGCUAGAUCAAAUACUGUUAAAUGGAAACAAUAUAACGAUGCUUGUACCUGGAGGAGAAGGUCCUGAAGUAUAAUUGGUUCGUGACGUAGAAUAUUCAGCUACAUCGCCUUUAUUUAAAUAAUUUUUUUUAGGCCUUUCACCUGGAAAGAGUAGAAGGCUGAAGUGAAAAAGGUUUUCCAUACCUUCAUGAUGCUGUUCUUGAAGGAAUAAGUGGAUUCUUUAUUUUGAUACAAUGGUUGUAUUCAGUAUGUGUUUCUGAAUUAAAGGUUUAUGUUUUGUUAUGAAAGAUAUUUUCUGCCAUGAUGUAACAAACACGAACUAUA
Molecule: messenger RNA, 753 nt
Organism: Hyla sarda
Lineage: Eukaryota; Metazoa; Chordata; Amphibia; Anura; Hylidae
Gene: LSM5
Product: LSM5 homolog, U6 small nuclear RNA and mRNA degradation associated
Exons: 5
Coding region: 228-503 (91 amino acids)
Biological process (GO): mRNA splicing, via spliceosome
Cellular component (GO): U6 snRNP; U4/U6 x U5 tri-snRNP complex; Lsm1-7-Pat1 complex
Molecular function (GO): RNA binding
Source: RefSeq, a predicted model, not a curated record